UAAGCUUCUUCCUUGUUAGGUCCCAACUCUAAAGAAAAGCAUAAACCUCAGCUCAGCUAUUGGAUGUUCAGAGCCGCACUUCGAUUCACCGCCACCACCGGCGCCACCUCCGCCGCCACAACCACCACCACCAUGUUCUCCACUUCUUAUUCCACAGCCGUCAGAAACCCUACCUCCCUCUUCCUCCCUUCUCCGCGGCUCUUCCGCCCCCUUCUUUCUCCCAACACCAUCUCCUUCUCUUCUCCCAUCAAUCGCGUUUCGCUUCGAUGUUACGCUUCCUCUCACAGAAUCCAAGUUUGCAAUCCCAUUGUUGAAAUGGACGGUGAUGAGAUGACGAGGGUUAUAUGGAAGAUGAUAAAGGAUAAACUUAUAUUUCCCUAUUUGGAUUUAGACGUAAAGUAUUUUGAUUUGGGGAUUCUGAAUCGCGAUGCUACGGAUGACAGAGUCACCAUUGAAAGCGCAGAAGCCACUCUAAAGUACAAUGUUGCCGUGAAAUGUGCAACUAUAACUCCUGAUGAGACCCGAGUCAAAGAAUUUGGAUUGAAGUCUAUGUGGAGAAGCCCCAAUGGCACAAUUCGUAAUAUUUUAAAUGGUACUGUUUUCCGUGAACCCAUAAUAUGCUGCAACAUACCAAGAAUUGUUCCAGGUUGGAAAAAACCCAUUUGUAUUGGUAGGCAUGCUUUUGGUGAUCAGUAUCGGGCCACUGAUACUGUAAUUAAUGGAGCUGGGAAGCUGAAGUUGGUAUUUGUCCCUGAAGAUGGUGAGAGUCCAAUGGAACUAGAUGUUUUUAAUUUCAAAGGCCCAGGUGUAGCACUUGCUAUGUAUAAUGUUGAUGAGUCUAUUCGAGCAUUUGCUGAAUCAUCAAUGUCCCUGGCAUUUUCAAAGAGGUGGCCACUUUACUUGAGUACCAAGAAUACAAUUCUCAAGAAAUACGAUGGCAGAUUUAAAGAUAUAUUCCAGGAGGUGUAUGAAGAAAGAUGGAAGCAAAAAUUUGAAGAACAUUCGAUAUGGUAUGAGCAUAGGCUAAUUGAUGAUAUGGUGGCAUAUGCACUCAAAAGUGAAGGUGGAUAUGUUUGGGCUUGCAAGAAUUAUGAUGGUGACGUCCAAAGUGAUUUACUUGCCCAAGGAUUUGGGUCAUUGGGUCUUAUGACUUCUGUCUUGCUAUCUUCUGAUGGCAAGACAUUAGAAGCUGAGGCAGCUCAUGGAACUGUCACUAGACAUUUCCGUCUUCAUCAAAAGGGACAAGAAACUAGUACAAACAGUAUUGCCUCCAUAUUUGCAUGGACACGAGGACUGGAACACAGGGCCAAACUAGAUAAUGACGAGAAGUUACAAGAUUUUACUCGAAAGUUGGAGACUGCGUGUGUUGAAACCGUGGAGUCAGGAAAGAUGACGAAAGAUCUCGCACUUCUGAGUCAUGGCCCUAAGGUGACAAGGGAAUAUUACUUGAACACCGAGGAAUUUAUUGAUGCCGUGGCACAAAACCUUGAGAACAAACUCCGAGAGCCGGCAAUGGUCUGAGUACUAUAUUUUUUGGCAUAGUGGCAAAAUUUAGAAACUCGGAACAGUAGUUUGAAUAGGUUCCUGCUGUGACCAUUGUGAUAUUGGUGGUGGUUGAAAUUUAGGCUUAAAGUGUGUUUUGAAAACGUUCAAAAUUCAAUGGGAGAGGAUUGUUCUGAUAAUUAAACCAUUGAUUUUUUGAGACCUUGGUCAGUUGCUUCUGCAUUCUUGUGUCACCUUUUCUCAUAGUUACACACAAAGGGUACAAACCCUUGAUUUCAAGGGAAAAAUAAAAUAUUGUGAUGUGAAGAAAAUGCAUGUGGGUAAAUGAAUUCAUGAAUUUCAUUGCUCUCUUCAUGUCCCUUUUGCUUUUUCUGAAUAAUCAACCUGCUACCAAGUUUGGUUGUGCAAUUGUGCAUUGUGCUACAAAAACAAUUAUGAUAUACGAAAGGAACAAAUAGCAGAUUUUACAUUGU
Arachis stenosperma is the source of this 1976-nucleotide messenger RNA. RefSeq names its product isocitrate dehydrogenase [NADP]. Gene Ontology annotation, cellular component: mitochondrion. NCBI's taxonomy places the organism in Eukaryota, Viridiplantae, Streptophyta, Magnoliopsida, Fabales, Fabaceae. The transcript is spliced from 15 exons. The record is from RefSeq and is a predicted model, not a curated record. Gene Ontology annotation, molecular function: isocitrate dehydrogenase (NADP+) activity; NAD binding; magnesium ion binding. Gene Ontology annotation, biological process: isocitrate metabolic process. The coding region runs from base 64 to 1521 and encodes 485 amino acids.